UUGGGUCGAAACACCGCAUCUGCUCGUUUUCAGCAUCUAAUAAAAAGCGGCGUUUUCAACGUCUCAUGAACAUCGCCACUCUGCUCGUUUCCUCCGCCGUUUACAAUCCAAACCCACAUUCAGAAUCGCCCUUUCCGUCCCAAAAUGGCAGAAAACACAGAGAUUGUAAUCAAAGAAGACGGCCCAAAAGGACCCAAAAACUUGUUCUCACUCUUCCCCAAGUUCAAGCUUCAAUUCCCCUUCCUGAAGCAGGAACCGGAAGGCGUCGUUGUUGCAGAUGAGCCAAGGAAAGCAGACGAAGGAACUGAAAGCAACAUUCAGAAGCCGGUGGUUGUGAGUUUCCCGAAAGCGCAAGUUGCGGCUCCACCUCCCGUGGCGGUGGAGUACGAAGAGCCCAUAACGAAGACUUCCAAUCCUAUUAUAUUCUGGCAGCUUUCCGCUCUUGGAGGGUAUCUGGUUUUGAGGUGGAUUUGGGCAAGAUGGCAGGAAAGAAGGGAUAAAAAGGACGGGUCUUCGGAUGACGAACGAUCUUCUGCUGAUGAAUAGGUUAUUAAUAUGUUUACAACCCUUGAAAUAUUGCACAUCGAAACUGCAAGUUACUAUCUGGAUUCCUUCCUACUGUAACAAAAUCAGUACAUGGAAACUUGAGUGUGCUUAGUAAAGAAAGUGUUUUCCCUUUCACUUUCCAGUCUUGACUUUGUUACUGCUUAUAUGAUUCACGACAAGUUAGUAG
Molecule: messenger RNA, 733 nt
Organism: Malus domestica (apple)
Lineage: Eukaryota; Viridiplantae; Streptophyta; Magnoliopsida; Rosales; Rosaceae
Cellular component (GO): chloroplast
Source: RefSeq, a predicted model, not a curated record